UACCUGUCAAUUCUCAUUUUACCUACCAAUUCUCAAACUUUUACAGUGAAAUUUAAAUUUUAAAUUCAGGCAUGACUGCAAGACUAAAAUUUGAGAGCAAUGUAUCUCAAGAAGAAAAGGAACAAUUCAUUAUAAAACCAUUAGGUGCUGGCCAAGAAGUUGGUAGAUCAUGUAUAAUAAUAGAAUUUAAAGGGAAAAAAAUUAUGUUAGAUUGCGGAAUACACCCAGGUUUGAUGGGAAUGGAUGCUCUGCCUUAUGUUGAUUUCAUAGAUGCGGAUGAAAUUGAUUUAUUAUUAGUCAGCCACUUUCAUUUAGACCAUUGUGGAGCUCUGCCUUGGUUUCUUGAAAAAACAACAUUUCGGGGUAGAUGUUUUAUGACCCAUGCAUCAAAAGCUAUAUAUCGUUGGUUACUUUCUGAUUAUGUUAGGGUUAGUGCAUCUACUCAGGAGCAAAUGUUAUUUACUGAAGAAGAUCUUGAAAAAAGUACCCACAAAAUUGAAACCAUCAAUUUUCAUGAAGAAAAAGAGGUUAAUGGAAUUCGUUUCAAGGCUUAUAUGGCUGGUCACGUGUUAGGAGCUGCCAUGUUUUUCAUAGAAAUAGCAGGAGUCAAGUUACUUUACACUGGAGAUUUUUCCCGAGUCGAAGAUAGGCAUUUGAUGGCAGCCGAAAUCCCUUCCGUUAGGCCGGACAUAUUAAUCACGGAAUCCACGUAUGGGACCCACAUUCACGAAGAUAUGGAGGAAAGAGAAAAACGAUUUACCUCGUUGGUCCAUGACAUAACUUACAACCGAGGCGGGAGGUGCCUAAUACCCGUUUUUGCCCUCGGACGUGCUCAAGAAUUAAUGCUCAUUUUAGAUGAGUAUUGGCGCAACCAUCCCGAAUUAAACGAUAUCCCCAUAUAUUACGCGUCCUCCUUAGCCAAGAAGUGCAUGAACAUUUUUCAGACCUACAUUAAUUCCAUGAACGAAAAAAUAAGGAAACAAAUAGCUCAUUCUCCCAGAGACAAUCCCUUCGCGUUUAAGCAUAUCAAAUAUCUCAAAAGUCUGGAAAAUUUUGAAGAUCUAGGUCCUUGCGUUGUGCUAGCCAGUCCAGGCAUGCUGCAAAACGGGAUAUCUCGCGAGCUUUUCGAAUCUUGGUGCUCGGAUCACAAGAACGGCACUAUCAUAGCUGGUUACUGUGUCGAAGGCACCCUAGCUAAGUCCAUACUUUCAGAACCGGACGAAAUAACCGCGAUGAAUGGACAGAGGCUCCCGUUAAGAUGUUCGGUAGAUUACAUUUCCUUUUCCGCUCACACCGAUUACAAACAGACUAGCGAAUUCGUGAGACUCCUGAAGCCGGCUUAUGUCAUAUUGGUUCACGGAGAACAGAACGAAAUGUACAGACUUAAAGCGGCACUGAUUCGAGAAUACGAAGACGAUCCCGACAAUAAUAUAGAGAUAUUCAAUCCCAGGAAUACGCAGGCCGUGGAAUUGUAUUUCAGGGGAGAAAAAAUGGCCAAGAUUGUAGGAACUUUAGCUAUGCAUAAACCUAAACCAAAUCAAAGAGUGACGGGCAUUUUGGUGAAACGCAAUUUCAACUACCACAUCAUGGACUCGAAAGAUAUAAAUAAUUACACUGGCCUAACCGUUAAUACGGUGACUCAGAGAAUGACGGUACCGUUUACCGGCUCCGUUACGCAAUUGAAAUCGACGCUGUGUCCCAAAUUUAUCGCGCGAAUAGAGAAGGAACCCGGAAACGAAAAAUUCGCGAUAAAGCUUUUUGACGGCAAUUUGUCGCUCACCUUGGAAAGGGAGGACGAUUUGAUAAUUUUGGAAUGGGAAUCUAGUGCUUUGAAUGACAUGCGUGCCGAUGCCUUGAUAGCUUGUAUUCUUAAACAAGAGACCAGUAUUAAAAGUAUUAUUGGAAAGUCCACUUAAAAAAUACUCUCGAAUCCAUAUUAACAAAUUUUCAUCAUUCUCCUGGAUGCAACCCGCUUUUCCACCAAAGCUAGGGUUAUAGGUAUACAAUCCCCCAUAUCCCUAAGCAUUUCAGCCUUUUUAUCCUUAGUGGCUAAAUUUCCACACACACUGGGAUACAUGUAUAUCGACCCACAUCGUACGGCAACACUAGACCUCUGGAGCAAAAAUCGCUCAUAUCCAGAUUCACUAAAACAAAGAGACAGGAACUUUCCAUUGAUACAGCAUUGCGUUGAUUAAGCUGUUCAAAGAAAAUCUCCAUCGCUCUUUCUCCACCUAAACUUUAACCCAAUUAUACAUGAUGACAAUAAUAUGACCCCUCUGCCAGAUCCAAUAAUUCCAACUUCAUCCAUAUGCCAUCUAAGAUAUGAAUGGUUAAAAACUGUACCUAGUUCUAAUCUAGGCUUGUUAUUAACCAACAAAGAACUCAGAAUAGCCAUAGGCCUUUGCUUAGGAUGUGAAAUCGUAACCUACAUCAUGCGUCCUAUGUGAAACCCAAAUCGAUAGUCUUGGACACCACCCCCUUCACUGUCGUUUGUCAAAAGACAGAUUACCCAGAUAUCAUGCUAUCAAUUCAAUCAUCAACAGAACCUUGAAAUCCUCAAAUAUUCCCUCCACCCUGGAACCAUCCGGCCUCAGCCCCGACAAUCAAACCAGACCAGAUGGUAUGACGCUAGUCCCUUGGAACCAAGGUCUACCUCUCGCCUGGGAUUAUACUUGCGUGGAUCGUUUUGCCAGAUCUUUUCCUUCCAACUCUUUCACGAAAGCCAAAAACACAAAAACAAACAAAUAUAGCAACCUUAAUAAUGUUUUGUUUGUUCCUGUAGUCUCAGAUACCUGUGGAUCAUUUGGACCCCAAGCUCUAAAAUUAUUCAAAACAAUAGGGCAAAGGUUACGAUUAAUCACAGGUGAUCCAAAAGAAGGCUUCUACCUUCGACAGAGAAUAUCAACUGAAAUCUUCCGUUUCUAACUGCAUAUCCACACAUGGGUCUGUAAGCCC
Molecule: messenger RNA, 2955 nt
Organism: Gordionus sp. m RMFG-2023
Lineage: Eukaryota; Metazoa; Nematomorpha; Gordioida; Chordodea; Parachordodidae
Product: cleavage and polyadenylation specificity factor subunit 3-like
Exons: 16
Coding region: 72-1916 (614 amino acids)
Biological process (GO): mRNA 3'-end processing by stem-loop binding and cleavage
Cellular component (GO): mRNA cleavage and polyadenylation specificity factor complex
Molecular function (GO): 5'-3' RNA exonuclease activity; RNA endonuclease activity; RNA binding
Source: RefSeq, a predicted model, not a curated record